Molecule: messenger RNA, 210 nt
Organism: Caenorhabditis remanei
Lineage: Eukaryota; Metazoa; Nematoda; Chromadorea; Rhabditida; Rhabditidae
Exons: 2
Coding region: 1-210 (69 amino acids)
Source: RefSeq, a predicted model, not a curated record
AUGACGACAAUGAAACGUCGUUACAAUAUCCACGAUGAGAAGGAUGCGCUCUAUUCUGCAUUAUUAAUGGAAGUUUUCUUCGUUUUCAUUGGAAUUCUGUAUUUCAUUCGAUUCUAUGCGGCUCUAACGGUCUACAGAUGGACUAAAAUUCCACGAAUCACUGCGAAUAUCACGUCUUCUGGACCUAAAAUUACAUUGCAAAAUAUAUAG